Messenger RNA from Linderina pennispora, 1527 nucleotides. Its product is annotated as RNI-like protein. The transcript has a single exon. Gene Ontology annotation, molecular function: protein binding. Lineage: Eukaryota; Fungi; Kickxellomycota; Kickxellomycetes; Kickxellales; Kickxellaceae. The coding region runs from base 59 to 1495 and encodes 478 amino acids. Gene Ontology annotation, cellular component: SCF ubiquitin ligase complex. The record is from RefSeq and is a predicted model, not a curated record. Gene Ontology annotation, biological process: SCF-dependent proteasomal ubiquitin-dependent protein catabolic process.
CCAGGACCAGAGAAGGCGCCAUUCUCAUACAUCACUCCCAAAAAUACACGCACUAUACAUGGAUCCGGUCGAGCGGCUGCCGAAUGACAUUAGCAUUGCGAUCUUCCGGCACCUUAGCAUACACGAGCUUGCAGAAUGCAUGCUGGUGUCGAGGAGGUGGUACUAUGCGCUGGAUGGCUGGGCGGUGCUGUGGAAGAACAUUGACAUGGGCUUCCACCACGUGGGCGUGCAGAAGACCAACGCAGAUGGCUCAGAGCGAGAGGAAACAACGGUGAAAAUGCAACUGCUGCAGGACCAGCACCUGAAGGUACUGGCGCGGCGGGCCGGGCCGGCGCUGGCUCGGAUAGCGCUGUUUUUCGCACCGCUUCUGUCGGAUGACGGGCUGCAGACGCUGGCGGUAUUUGGAUGCACCAACAUCAGACACCUGGAGGUGCGGGCAAGCAACCGCAUAAGCAACGCGGUGCUAGGAGCACUGAUUCCAAAGAUUGGAGCGCACCUGGAGGUUGUGGCGCUGAGCACCACGGACAUUGCAGACUAUGCGGUCCAGAGCCUGUGGCUCAGCUCGCCACGGCUCCGGCAGCUGGACCUGAGUCAUUGCCGGUACAUAACCUGCGACGCCUUUCCGGUGGUAGGCGCAGCGGGGAUACGGUUCUGCCACGAAGCAGCGGCGGAUCAGCAGCGCAGGACACUCCCGGGGCUGCAGUCGCUAACCCUCAGAUGCUGCCCGCAGAUUGAUGACCGGAGCGUGCGGCGGAUCACCGCGGCAUUCGGCGGUACGCUGCAGCACAUCGACGUGUCGCUGACACGGACAACGGUUCUGGGGCUAGGGGCGCUGGCGAUGGGGCAGAGAGCAAAGACGGAGCUGCGCGAUGUGGGCAUGCGAGAUAUCGACUUUGGCAUGGCAGCAGGGGCGCGGCGGGAAGCGGGGCUAGAGGGGCGCAGCCUGCUAAUGUUUGCGACUGGGGUUCCCCAGCUCGCGCGGCUGGCGCUCUGCGGCGAAAACGACACAGUCACCGACGAGUUUGUCGCAGCGCUAGCGCGGCAGUGCGCGGGACUGCAGGUGCUGGACAUCCACGACUCGCUGCGCGUAGGCGAUGACGGGCUCCGGGCACUGGCACAACAGUGCAGUGGGUUGCGGGAUCUGAACGUCAGCGGGUGCAUGGAGUGCACCACCAGCGGGGUGAUUGAGCUGGUACGGGGAUGCGUGGAUCUGGAGGAACUGGAUCUUUCGGGGCUGCGCAUCGAGGAUGCAGCGCUGUCAGCGAUUGGAGACCAUCUGCGGCGGCUGUCGCGGCUGUCGCUCGAUCUGUGCUGGCGGAUUACGCAGGCCGGCAUCCGUGCGGUUGUGGAGGGCUCCAACGGGCUGGGGUGCGUGUUCACGCUAACCGAACUCAGCUUCGUCCAGUGCAGCCGCGUGGACGAGAGCGUGGUUGACUGGUGCCGGCAGCGCCUGAAGCCGGAGGCGAUAAUCCGGUGCCGGUUCGGCGAUGUAUAGAAAGCGAAUUCAGACCACUCCCAGCUGUGUAU